CGAGGGGGGAGCCAUGGACUCGGCGCCAGCCUUCGCCAUGGACAAGCCGUUCGCCCCCAGCGCCGUGCGCGGCCCCGAGCCGCCCGAAAACCCCCAAAGUCGGAAAAACUUCAGCGUCAGCCACCUCCUGGACCUGGAGGAGGUGGCAGCCGGGAUGAACGGGACCCCCCCGGCCGGUCCUCCGCCCGCCGGCAGCGGUAAGGCCGUACCAGAGCCGUCGGGAGGCAGCAGCGGCAGCGAGGCAGCGCCCCAGGACGGUGAGAGCCUGAGCCCGAGCCGUGGGGCAGCCAAGAGGAAGAAGAAGCAGAGGAGGAACCGAACCACCUUCAACAGCAGCCAGCUGCAGGCCCUGGAGAGGGUGUUCGAGAGGACUCACUACCCAGACGCCUUCGUGCGCGAGGAGCUGGCCAGGAGGGUCAACCUCAGCGAGGCCAGAGUCCAGGUCUGGUUCCAGAACCGCCGAGCCAAGUUCCGCCGGAACGAGCGGGCGAUGCUGGCCAACAGGUCUGCCUCGCUGCUCAAGUCCUACAGCCAGGAGGCAGCCAUCGAGCAGCCCGUGGCACCGCGCCCCACCGCGCUGGCACCAGAGUACCUCUCCUGGAGCGGCACCUCCCCGUACAGCACUGUGCCCUCCUACAGCUCCAGUGGGACUGCAACGCCCACCCAAGGGGUCAACAUGGCCAACAGCAUCGCCAGCCUGCGCCUCAAAGCCAAAGAGUUCAGCCUCCAUCAGAACCAGGUGCCCACUGUGAACUGACCUGGGCAGAGCCCAGCCUGUGGCCUCAUCUGGGAUGCAGAGUGGAGCUCCUGUGCCAGCCCAGGACGAACCCACUGCCUGCACCACCCAAUGCCACUCCUCCAGCACCUCAGCACCUCUCCUCGUCCCUCUUGAAGGUAGAGUCAGUGCCAAGCCCAGGUGGCACAGCAAGCACAGCCCCACUGCAGAGCCCCCCCACCCACAGGCUAUAUUUACACGCCGGACCCCCUGCGCCGCAGGGCAGGCACUUGCCGAGGGAGCAGGAAUUUGCUUCCAAACAUGGAAGGAUUUUGGACUAUUGGAUUUGACCAAUUUGGGUAUCUUGCCCAGAGAGCCACUGGGCCUGCCCCUGCCGCGGGGCAGUGCAGCCAUGGGGGGGACUCGAUCCCCCUCUCCACUGCCACUCCUCCUCCUCCUCUUCUGCACCCUCGGCUGAGGUGCUUGGGGAGACUUUGCUAAGCCACUGGCUUGCCCCAGCCAGAGCUUAGGAGCUGCCUAUGCUGGGGGCAUCAGGCUUUGUCCCUUCCUAGAGGGGUGAGGAGGGCUGGAGCACCCCAGCAGCCUCUCUCAGAGCCUGUGAGCUCUCCCACGAGCUUCAGGCAGCCUCCCCAGUCCCCACGGGGGAGCUGCCAGUGACUCUGCAGUCCCAGGUCAUCGAAGCCUCCCAGGGAAGAAGGAAAUUGGAACAAGCUGUGGGGUUGGAGCUGAGCAGGCAGCUCCCAGCACUCUGUGCCAAGGCCAAGCGGGUGCUGCCUGUGGACAAAGCCCUCUGGAAACCAGACCACCCUGCCCUCACCCAGUGCACAGAGCCACCAGCUCCCAUGGGUGGCCUGGACGGGGAAGACAUCAGCCCUGCUUACCUAGGAGGGUUUAGCC
Messenger RNA from Pogoniulus pusillus (Red-fronted tinkerbird), 1633 nucleotides. It is a transcript of the gene PRRX2, whose product is annotated as paired related homeobox 2. Gene Ontology annotation, molecular function: DNA-binding transcription factor activity, RNA polymerase II-specific; RNA polymerase II cis-regulatory region sequence-specific DNA binding. Lineage: Eukaryota; Metazoa; Chordata; Aves; Piciformes; Lybiidae. The coding region runs from base 14 to 757 and encodes 247 amino acids. Gene Ontology annotation, biological process: regulation of transcription by RNA polymerase II. Gene Ontology annotation, cellular component: nucleus. The transcript is spliced from 4 exons. The record is from RefSeq and is a predicted model, not a curated record.